Vanessa tameamea is the source of this 7533-nucleotide messenger RNA. It is a transcript of the gene Pi4KIIIalpha, whose product is annotated as Phosphatidylinositol 4-kinase III alpha. Gene Ontology annotation, molecular function: 1-phosphatidylinositol 4-kinase activity. The coding region runs from base 75 to 6443 and encodes 2122 amino acids. The transcript has 39 exons. Gene Ontology annotation, cellular component: cytoplasm; plasma membrane. NCBI's taxonomy places the organism in Eukaryota, Metazoa, Arthropoda, Insecta, Lepidoptera, Nymphalidae. The record is from RefSeq and is a predicted model, not a curated record. Gene Ontology annotation, biological process: phosphatidylinositol-mediated signaling; phosphatidylinositol phosphate biosynthetic process.
UAGUCGUUCGAUCGAAUGUUUUUCUAAUAUCAUAAUUAGAAAAUGAUUAAUUCAGUGAGUAAAUAAAACAUAAAAUGAUGGACGAAAACGAAUUCUUUAGGGAGACAGUCCAACAUUUGGCAAGAUGUCUUUCCUGUAUAAAUCCUACACCAUGGGAGAAGGUGAAUACACUAUUCAUGCUGUGCCCACAAGCAAGUUCAUCAUUUGUUGUGACACCACGCAAUCAAGAAGCCAACAUAGCUCUAGGCAUUUAUUUCCUACAAAGUGGCCUUCAGCACCAAGACAAGCUACUACCAUAUUUCCUAAAAGUACUCAAGUGUCUUACAAAUGCACAAUUUGAAGAGCCAAUGUGUCGAAUCAAGAAUGGUGAUCGUAUACCGAUGUCAGAAAAAUUUAGCUUCUGUUUAAAUACAUUGCUGUCGGAUGUUGCGACGAAGCAGCCGGGAUUGCGUGAAGAAAUCGUCACAGCCCAAAUCGAGCUUAUGUCAAACCUCACAAAGACCAUAAUCCACUGUCACGAAAGCAGAGAUUAUAACAAUAUAUCGAAACUCCAACUCUGUAAGAGUACUCUACCAAUUUUAAUAGGACUGGCCAGGUCUAUGGGACGCUAUGCAACAAUUGAACCUCCUCUAUUGUGUCGAUUAUUCCCGCAGCCGAGCAGUCCUGUAAAAUCAAAGGAUCCGGAGCCGAGCUUCGAAUAUUCCACCCUGGAUAAGAAAAGAAAGUUUAAUCAGUUCCGCCCAAUCAUUCCAAGGUCUCUGUCAGGCAACCUAAAUCCUAACAUAGAGAAUGUAGUAGAAAAUGGUAGUGACACAGUAGACAGUGCGAACGGAACACUAAAACGAGGAUCCUUACACAGUUACAGCUCCGUCCCAUACGACCCGACGACAUAUUUUUUCCACAAAUUCGGGUCGAGUUUCAACCAGUUUCCGUACAUGAGGUAUUCUGAGUCGCCAGAGAAGAGAACUAGUGUACAGUUCUACGUGACGUAUCUCCAGUCGAUAUUGUCUCUGGCGAAGAAGCUACUGACCAAAGAUUUGUUGUCGUUUUUGGACGAAGAGGCUGAGGAUGUGUUUGCUUCCGGUCAAAUACAGGUUUUCCCAUACAAAUCAUUUUCUGAGACGCUGAAUUUGGUACUGGUAACACUGUUACGAGAUAUCCUGCAACACCAGAAAGAUUUACCUGGCCCUUUUACUAAAGAUGUCCAAGGGGCUUGUAUGGUACAGGUAAAAAGAGAUCGGUGCCAAGAAUUCGUUAAAUGCCUGUUCUUGAGUGGUCAAACUGAACUCCAAAGUCGGCACCACGAUGCGUCCGAGAAAGAGGACAGAGAGAGUAACUUCGCGACUGUGAAUAAGUUCAAAGUGAACGUUAUGGCGAAUUCCGCGUGCGUCGACUUGCUCGUUUGGGCGAUCGGCGAUGAAACAGGGGCCGAUUCUUUGUGUGGACGAUUGACGGAGAAAAUAAAUUCUAAUCAUAAUCACAAACUAAUUCUAGCUCAUAUGCCACUGUUAAUGGUCUGCCUUGAAGGACUAGGUAAAUUAGCGACGAAGUUUCCAACGAUAGCCAACACAUCGAUAUACUGUUUGCGAGAUUUCUUGGUUACACCUUCGCCAAUAUUGUUUAAAUUACACAAACUGGAACUCGAAAAAACGGGGAAGGAACACAUCAAAAACUCAGUGCAAAACAAAGAACUUCAAACGGAGACAGGGGCGCCUGUAAAGUCGACUCCAUUCGAGAAACUUCGAGACUCUGCGAUUGGGAACCUUUGCGUCGCUCUCGAAGCUGCGUUGACAGUUGACCCGUUCUGUGUGCCCGCUCUGGUCGGCUCCGUCAGUAACAGGCUGUUCACUGCUGAGACUAGUGACAGCGAGUCUUCGCUAAUCAGUACGAAUAUCGUUAUAAUGUUGGGUCACGUGGCUGUGGCUCUGAAGGAUACACCGAAGACAACAGAUACCAUACUGCAAUUUUUUCAACAGAGAUUAUGUCGUUCUCCAUCUUCGCUGGACACGCUGAUAGUGGAUCAGCUGGGCUGCAUGGCGCUCGCCAGCCCAGAGGGUCCAGCUCAUGACGAGAUCAUGAGGAUGUUCACCGUCAUCACCGUGGAAGCAGCCAGUGCCGCCUACCAGCACACUGAUGACAGGAAGCAGUAUCGCCACGUGUCCGGCGCCGUGCUCAACGCGCUGGCGAACGUCGCGGCCAACGUGCGCGGCACGGGCGCGCGGCUGGAGCUGCUGACGCGGCUGCUGGAGCUGUUCGUGCAGCUCGGGCUCGGCGGGGAGCGCGCCACCGACAGGGCGCCCGCGCCCGUGCUCAAGGCGUCCGGCAGCGCCGGGAACCUGGGCGUGCUCAUACCCGUUAUUGCGGUUCUCGUAAAAAGAUUACCUCCGAUAAAAAAUCCAAAGCCGAGAUUGCACAAGCUCUUCAAGGACUUCUGGCUUUACUGCGUCGUGAUGGGAUUCACAGCUGCCGAAUCAGCCAUGCGAAAGCGACUGUGGCCCCAAGAAUGGUACGCAGGUGUGAAAGAGAUAGCUGUAAAGUCUCCCUUCCUUGUCUCGCAAACGUCCCUGCGCUCUGAAAUGCGAGAAUUGCAGUACACAUCAGCCGUGCGAAACGACUCCGUGUCGAUAAACGAAUUGCAGGAACUCAAGACACAGAUCCUGAACCUGCUGGACCAUCCGCCCGACGUCACUGUUAUUGUUAAUAAGCUGACGUUCGCGCCUUGCAUGUAUCUCCUGAGUGUUUAUUGGCUGGAGACUUUGAGGGUAUUAAACUCACCAGAGCCAAGUUUGCAGCCGAUCAUCGAAUAUUUGAGCGAUACAGCUCUGCAGAAGGAUAAAAGUGGUAUGUGGCAGUGUGUUGCCAGCGUUGGCGACAAAGUGUUCCAGAAGUUUCUGGAUGUUAUGUCGGAGAAGAUAAAGGAUGAGUCCCGCGAGAGGGAACUCGAGGGCCACGCCCAGUUCCUAUUGGUCAAUUUCAACCACAUACACAAACAAAUAAGACGGGUAGCAGAUAAAUGGCUAGCAGGCCUGGUUGAUAAAUUCCCUCAUCUUUUGUGGAACUGUCGGGUACUUUGGUCGAUGUUGGACAUUCUUCAAGUUCUAAGCUUUAGUCUGGAAUUGGACGCGAAUCAAGAAACGCCAUUACUGAAAGUUCCCGGGACUGACUUCACUCUACAACUACAAGAUACAUUGGAAGGUCGUGAGGGCAUAGUUAAGGAUUUCGCUGAUCGCUGUCAUGGCAUCGUCCAAGAGGCUAUGAAAUGGGCCCCGCAGUCCACCAGGUCUCAUUUGCAGGAAUAUCUUAAUCAGGUACCAAAUUCAACACUAUGGCACCAUUGUGGACUGGCUCUCGCAACGGGGGCUUUGCUGGGAGCGGCCGGCCUCAACCGCAUGUCCGCCCCACUGCCGCGCUCUGCCUUGGAGAAGAGGCCCCCCUGUGUGACGCAGGACUCCGCCGCACUGCUGGCCGUUGUCUCGCAAAGGAGCAGAUAUUCCGGAGAGGUGGCGGGCGCGGUGUACGCGGAGGGCGGCGGCGAGGGCGGCGUGUGGCGCGUGGGCGCGCGGCUGCUGGCGGCGCUGCGGGACGCGUGCGCCGGCGGCAGCGAGACCGCGCACCGCGCCGCGCUGUGGCGCUGCACGGCGCUGCUGGUGCACGCGCGCGCCGCGCCCGCCGCGCCCGCCGCGCCCGCCGCGCGCGCGCUGCUGCACAGCAUCGCAUGGUCCCAAGUGGAUAUAUUCACGGAGGACGCGGUGACCACGGCGGUGGAGUGCUGGCAGUGGCUCAACACCUCCCGACCGGACCUGGAGCUGCGGCUCCUGCAGGAGAUCUUCGCCGCCUGGCAGUGCACUGUCGAUCGGAAGAUGGGGUUGUUCUCUAAGCAGACCGACGAAACUAGUCCCUUAGCGGCACAUGAAGGUGCAAAAUUAGAACCUCGUCCACCAUUCGUGGCUCCGCACGCGGUGUGGAUCCGAUAUCUGUGCGAGGUCGCUGAAACUGCAAAGUAUAACAGUCUGGAGAAAGUCGAGAUGUUAGCUAGUCUUCUGCACAGGUCAUUGCCAAUAACAGUAGGUGAUAUACGCGACCACAUAAACAGACACGUCGACGCGGCCGGAGUGAGAUUCAAGCUGCUGUCGUGCGGCAUCUCGCUGCUGCAGGGCGACAUCCUGCCGCGCUCGCUGGCGCGCAACAUCCUGCGCGAGCGCGUGUACAGCGUGUGCCUGGACUACUUCUGCCGCGGCCUGCAGUGCCCCUCCAGGAGCGCCGGCGCGCUGCGCGAGGACAUCAUGUCGCUCAUCAAGUUCUGGCAGCUGAUGCACUCCGACAAGAAGUACUUGAAGAGUAGCGAUAUCGGCGCUGAUUUCGAGUUAAUGAAUCCCAGCAGUAGGCAAAGUUUGUACGCGUCAAAUUCACCGACAGACCAUCGCUCCUCUGUUAACAGUAGCGACAUUGGAAGCAGGCAGACCACUGGCUGGAUAAACACGGUGCCGAUGUCCACGACGACACUGAGCAGCGGGGCCGGCAGCAUCGCCGGCAAGCGCUCCAACCGCAGCGUGAAGCCGCCCGCUAAAUCUCUGGAUCCAUUCGUUAAAGAUUAUGUUAAGAAGAGAAAUCUUAUUCUGGAACUCAUGGCAGUAGAGAUAGAGUUCCUGGUGACGUGGCACAACCCGCACGGGCGGCCCGAGCAGGCGGUGCCGGGGGAGGACAACAUCGCCACCUGGAGGUCCAAGCCGAACUCCGAGAGGAUCUGGCGGGACUACACCAAGCUGGCCUGGGACAUCAGUCCAACGUUGGCGGUGUUUUUACCGGAGAGGUUAAAGAACGAGGGCAUAGUGGCCGAGAUCAAGCGCAAGGUGCAGCUGCAUCCGACGGCGGUGUGCCACGUGCCGCAGGCGCUCAAGUACCUCGUCACCACGGAGACGCUGCUCAACGACGCGCACGAGCUGGUGCACAUGGUGACGUGGGCGCGCGUGUCGCCGGUGGAGGCGCUGUCGUACUUCAGCCGGCAGUACCCGCCGCACCCGCUGUCGGCGCAGGCGGCCGUGGCCACGCUCACGUCCUACCCCUCCUCCGCCGUGCUGCUCUACAUCCCGCAGCUCGUGCAGGCGCUGCGCCACGACACCAUGGGCUACGUAGCCGAAUUAAUAAAAUCCCUCGCGAAGAAGUCUCAGGUGGUCGCGCACCAGCUGAUCUGGAACAUGUACACCAAUAUGUAUACGGACGAAGAGAUGCACAAUAAAGAUACGGCCUUAUUCGACAUACUAGAGAAUUUAACGAAGUGCAUCGUCGACACGCUCUCCGGUCCGGCGAAGGCGUUCUACGAGAGAGAGUUCGACUUCUUCAGUCAGAUCACGAACAUCAGCGGCAUCAUAAGACCUUUCCCUAAAGGAGCCGAAAGGAAGAGGGCUUGCUUGGAAGCGCUGAAGAAUGUUAAGGUGCAACCAGGCUGCUAUCUGCCAUCCAAUCCCGACUCUAUGGUCAUCGAUAUAGAUUAUAAAAGCGGGACGCCGAUGCAAAGCGCCGCCAAAGCGCCGUACUUGGCGCGCUUCCGGGUGCGGAAGUACGGCAUCUCCGACAUGGAGACCGUCGCCAUGGCCAUCGCGUCCGGGGAGGACCUGCCCGCCGAGGAAGGCAAGGAUCGCUACACGUCGAUCGCGGCGGAGACGUGGCAGGCCGCCAUAUUCAAGGUGGGCGACGACGUGCGGCAGGACAUGCUGGCGCUGCAGGUCAUCACGCUCUUCAAGAACAUAUUCCAGCAAGUCGGCCUCGAUCUUUACCUGUUCCCGUAUAAAGUGGUCGCUACUGCGCCAGGGUGCGGCGUUAUAGAAUGCGUGCCCAACGCUAAGUCCCGAGAUCAGCUGGGAAGGCAGACGGACAUUGGCAUGUACGAGUAUUUCAUUAAAAAGUAUGGGGAUGAAACUACAAGAGAAUUUCAGGCGGCAAGGAGAUGUUUCGUAACAUCGAUGGCUGCGUACAGCGUUAUUGGAUUCCUGUUGCAGAUCAAAGAUCGCCACAACGGCAACAUUAUGCUGGACACAGACGGACAUAUCAUUCAUAUAGAUUUCGGCUUCAUGUUCGAAUCGUCACCGGGUGGUAAUCUCGGAUUCGAACCGGAUAUCAAGUUGACGGACGAAAUGGUGAUGGUGAUGGGUGGUAAGAUGGAGGCACCGCCGUUCAAGUGGUUCUGUGAGCUCUGCGUACAAGCGUUCUUGGCUGUCAGGCCCUACCAGGAAGCAAUAAUAUCGAUAGUGUCGCUCAUGCUGGACACGGGGCUGCCGUGCUUCCGCGGGCAGACCAUCCGCCAGCUGCGCUCGCGGUUCGCGCCCAACUCCACCGAGAAGGACGCCGCCGCCUUCAUGCUCGCCGUCAUACGGAACUCCUUCCUCAACUUUAGGACUCGCACCUACGAUAUGAUACAGUAUUAUCAGAAUCAAAUACCUUAUUGAAUAUCGUUAAUAUAUCUAAGGUUAACCUAUAUAUGUAUAUAUCACAGAAGGGUCUCUUGUGGUAGAAUUUUCAUACUCAGAUGUUGAAGGAAGGCAUAUCCUCGCUUCGAUGAGGAUACGGUUAGCAAAAUUGUUACUUAUUUCAAUAAUAAUUAAUUUUAAUACUUUAUUUUUUCUACCAGUCGGAAAGCAUUUUGUUUUAUAUUGUGUUUCAUUUGUUUUUUUUUUUAUUAUUAAUGUUACCAUUUUGAAACGCGUAUUUUUUCAAAUUCAGUUGUAGAUAGAUGUUUCUGUAGGCACAAAGAGAAUCGCUAGCAUUGCAUAUGCCUAUUAUGACUUUUCACUUUUAACGCAACAUUGUCCGUAAAGUCUGCCCGUGUCAUGUGUAAACUCCGAUCUUUAUUAAGGUUUCAUGUUUCAUUUUCGAAUUUAAGACGUAAUAAUAUUGAAUGAAAUGUAAUCCUUCUUAAUGUUAGUUUAAUGCUUUUAUCUGUCUGACUCACACUUUUAAUCAAAUACUAAAAUAUAGAUGCAUUUACACGCUUGAGUGAGCGGUAGCUUCACAGGCGGACGUUUAUCUGUUUUCAAAUUACUUAUACGGACCGCUUUUCCUAUAAACCCAGUAGAGCCUUGGCUGGCAAAACUUGAGCUUUUUUUUUUUAGUACUUGCGCUUUGAUUAAUCCCACUCGUUAACGUUUAAAAACAAUAAUAUGUCUAUAGUAGAUUAUAAAAUGGUUAAUCUGUAUCCUGAAUUAAUAAAUAUUAUUGACCAAAAGUUAAAUAUAGAUACAUAUAUCAAAUAAAUGCAAUGUUAGUCUGUAUACAAAUAUAUGCUAUCGGACAAUUGUAAACGCCAUUAGUUUUAAAUGAAUCUAGCCAAUUUCAGUUAUAUAAUAACAAUUCUAAAAUAUAUACUAACGAAAUGUUGUGCUCCAUGUUUACAUUUUUUAUGCUGACUGUACAAUAUUAUCAAAAUAUUAUCUGUUUUAUGCUUCAAUUUCAAUUAAUAAAAUUAUAAUCAAUAGAAAAGUACAUUUAUAAAUAAUAAUCAAAAUAAAUGGUGCAGUAACUUUUGAUCAUCGAAUAAUA